Messenger RNA from Tuber melanosporum (Perigord truffle), 1747 nucleotides. RefSeq lists its product as uncharacterized. The record is from RefSeq and is a predicted model, not a curated record. The transcript has a single exon. The coding region runs from base 351 to 569 and encodes 72 amino acids. Lineage: Eukaryota; Fungi; Ascomycota; Pezizomycetes; Pezizales; Tuberaceae.
CAUGAGCUCCGCCGCCAUGGCUGUUUCCCCUCCAGACUACAAGCUUUCUGCUGUGUAUCGCAUCCGGAUUAUCUCAUUCUCUGGCUUUGGAUCCGGACGAACACCAUAGUGCCUAACUCCUAUCCGGACGGAGGCCAUGGCGCCAAACCCCUAUCCAGACGACUUCAGUCUCGCAUCGUCGCCGCCCUGAUAUUGUGAUGCGUAUCACAUCCCUCAUAAUUGUGUGCUACUUCUGUGCAAUGCAUCCUGAAUACCCUCACGAUAGCCCCCGCGUCGCGGCGCCACCACCUCCUUAGUGCUCGUCAAGACUUCCCCUGCACUCUGGUUGCGUCUGGAGAUAUUGAAUCUUCAUGUUGCCAUAUCUGGACUGGUUAAGCGACGAAGGUGAUUUUGGGAUACACAGGAGUGCCUGGCUCAGAAUCUACUACUCAAGUACUGUACAGUUCAAUUCUGAUUUAUUUACUAUUGAUCUACUGGUGAUCCCGGCCGCCAAGUCUCUACGUGGCUUCUGCAGUACUCAUGCCUCUCUUUGGCCAUCAACGUCUUCUCAUUAUAUGUUUGGUUUAUGAACACGUAUUCUGCCGCCUGGCUGCUCUGCGCAGUCACAUUCUUAUGCAAUACUUAUACUGUCACCACGGUUGUCCCUCGAAAGCGCCAAGUCCGCCUGUCUCCAAGUAUCUCUAGGGGCAAAAUCACGGGCAAGGGAAGGUGUCGCUUCUUCAGAAUCCUCAAGAGUGAGGGAGAGGCAUGAGGUAUGGUUGCGGGUCAACAAAGGCUCAGGAAGCUCCUGCGAAUCAAUAGGACUGCUGACAUUUUCCAGAAAGUCUGGAAAGUCUGCAGCGUGGGGGUCACAGUUGAGUAGUGCAGUGAAAUCCAUGUCCUGUGAAAGAUUUAGGCUCGCGAGAGGUCCGGACUGACCAAUUAAUGGUAAAUCUAUGACUACAUGACUACCCCGAGACGAUUGGAUCGGGGCUGGGUUCGAUUUCCUGCUCACAAGUUCAGCAGGUAGGGCGUCCCAGUCAUGAUGAUAACCUUCAAGCCUGUCAUUUUGGAUGCUGUGUUCUUGACGCAUCUUUUUGUUGAGCUCCUUGCGAAUAUGGUCCAGGAUCAUCUACGCCCGGUAUACCUCUGACGUGGAUAUAGGUCCUGUGGGUUCAGCGAGAUUUUAGCAAUAUUCGUCACAGGGGUGUAAUUACGAGUUCUGCAAAUCGUCACCUCCGGACAAUUCUCGCUUGAAGUCCCUUGGCUCAACAUAGACACUGGUCUCCCACUCACUGACUGUAUGGUAUAGUAUCGCCCAUGUAAAGCAGAACAGUGUGCCAUCGAUCUUGUUUAUCAAGGUAGGGUCUGCAAUGCCUCGAAUCCUUUUCCCGGCGAAGUACUUGCCAUAUAUUGCAUGAGAUAUCUGUGGAGCUAGGAAUCGUAAGCUCGCCUGCUGCGCUCGGACAAUAGACUGUCAGGUCAGAGGAGAGGUCUUGUGCAGUCAAUCGUUGGUGACAAACCUCAUAUCCUUUCGGGUUGCACAUAAACCAGUCCUCUUUUAGCAGGUAUUCAACCUGACGCACAGUAUGACAAGGGUCGUUCAGGAGUUGAUAAAGGUUUCCGAUCGUGUUUUUCACAUGGUAAACAAGAUGUGCUCGUAUGCUCUUGUGUUUGGAACGUAUCUUUCACUAUUAGUACUUCUCUGUACAUCGAGGUAUAUAUCUGACUGCACUUACAAUGUUGAGACCAUCCUCGGCUCAUUCUA